CGCCCGGCAGCUGCGCCGUUUGGCUCGGGGCUGGCUGGCAGGAGGGUCCGGGGCUGCGCCCGUCGGGGGAGCGCGCGGGAUGCUGAAGGCCAAGAUCCUGUUCGUGGGCCCCAGUGAGUCUGGAAAAUCCGUCUUGGCAAACUUUCUGUCCGAGAGCACAGAAGGCAUUAGCAGCUACGUCCCCACUCAGGGAGUGAGGAUCCUGGAAUAUGAGAAACCAAAUACGAAUGGCAACAGUAAAGGGGCAGGGUGUCGAUUUGAGCUGUGGGAUUGUGGCGGUGAUCAAAAGUUUGAAACUUGCUGGCCAGCUCUGAUGAAAGACUCCCAUGGUGUUGUAAUAGUCUUCAACCCAGAACUGCCCAGUCACCUGAAGGAAAUUGAAAUGUGGUACUCCUGCUUUGUGCAGCAACAGCAGUUACUAGAUAGCCAGUGUCUCCUAAUUGCACACCACAAACCAGGCAGUGCCUGGGACACAGAAAACCUGUCCUUGGCUUCACCUCUGAACAGACUGAAACUAAUACACUCCAGCCUGGAAGAAGAUCCUGAGGAUGUCCGCAUGGAAUUUGUGAAAUACUUCAAAAGCAUUAUCAACUUGCUAAAUGAGAGCAGAGACAGGGAGGAGAUGUCAAUUAUUACCUAAUCCUGGGGGAAAUACUGAAGUGUUUUCAGUAAAGAUGGGCCUGAACCAGAACAUCAGUUCCAAGCCUCUUUGAACUUUGGGAAAUUCUAAUCCAGAUCCAAAAGUUACAACUGGAGUCCAACGCCAGUAGUUAGGUUCUACUUACUCCAUGAAAGCAGAUAAAUUCCAUCAACUCAGCACAGCAAAAAGGUAAUGUGAACUCUCUCAAGUAUGCCUCACAUUUAAUAGAGCAUUGUUAGAGGACAGGUAAGGAAUUUGGCUUGCAUAAAUCCCAGCCAGGAGCAUAAAACAAAAUCCUCCGUUUUGCUGAGUUCAACUGUCCCUUCCAUAUUUAGGGAAAUAGUUCAAUUGCCCCUUCCAUAUUUCGAGAAAUUAAAAGCCUUUUUUUUUUACAAAUUUUGUGACAUCCAUCCGAGGAUUCUGAGAGUUUAUUCAGAGGGAGUAAAAGACACAGAUACACCCUCCAUUGCUAUGUUACUGUUCCAUGAGUUCCAGACAAAGAAUGUAUUAUGGUUUGGCAGUAACCAUCUAUUUCCAGAACCCUGGAACUGAAUUGUUCUUUAGUCAUUAAGAUAAAAUUUUGUAUCUACAAGCACUGAUAGUUAAGUUCAUCUUUGCAACAUGAGGCUGGAAAUCUUGUAGACUGCCACUUAGGCCCCAAAGAAACCAGACAGUGGAGUUACACUGUUGUAAAACCACCAACAGCGAGAGGAGAAUCAAACCCUAGCAAGUCGUGAACUCUGCACCAGUCACUAUUCAAAUGAGUGUUGCCCAGUCUUUAGGGCAAACACUAAUACUAGGGAAAGUUAACAAUCCAUCACUGUAUCUGUAGUAAUAAAUAUGAAAGAUAAAAUAAUUAUAUGUCGUAUAGAAAAAACUGCUGAGGUGUAAAAAUCAUGUGUGUCUUUUUGGGGAUGUGUGAUAACAGAGGAGGGGAUCAAUUGUGGCUCCUAAAGACACAAAGAUCCUUAAAUUCUAUCUUAAGCUGAGGUAAUGAGGCUGGUACGAAAAAAAGAAAGCUCUUAGGAGGCCCUUCUUCUCCUUUGCAGAUCAUUAAAAGCAAUAUUAAAUCAAAACACCAUCAG
Messenger RNA from Gopherus evgoodei (Goodes thornscrub tortoise), 1725 nucleotides. It is a transcript of the gene IFT22, whose product is annotated as intraflagellar transport 22. Gene Ontology annotation, molecular function: GTPase activity. Gene Ontology annotation, biological process: intracellular protein transport. The transcript has 6 exons. Gene Ontology annotation, cellular component: endomembrane system. The coding region runs from base 80 to 640 and encodes 186 amino acids. NCBI's taxonomy places the organism in Eukaryota, Metazoa, Chordata, Testudines, Testudinidae. The record is from RefSeq and is a predicted model, not a curated record.